AUGCCGCGCCAGGAAAAUAAGCAGCCGCCAACCAGACCACCAAGCAGACCAAAGUCGCCCGGCGAAAUAUUUGAGGGACAGAACAGCAACGCUCCGCCGAUCCCUUCGCCCUCGCGAACGCCCAAACCUAGUGGUGCGGUGGACGAUGACCCGGACAGUAUCCAGUCCUCGCGCGCGUCUUCGCGGACGCCCGCGCGUGCGGUGCCGGUCAAGGACCCUACUCCCGCGGUGCCGCCCAAGGAUUCCACCCCUCCGCCGCCCACUCGCCCUCCCUCUCGGUCAAGUAUCGCAUCCUCACGGGCGUCUGUCAAACCUUCUACACCUCUGCCGAAGCCUUCUACACCUCCGCCUCCGACAGCUGAUGCGUUUCCUGGCUUGGAGCUCGACACGCCUUCGCCUCUUGAGGGCGCUUUGCUGACUCCGUUUAUCUUUGACCCUUCUGCGGUUGGUAUCAUCAUCACGGACGCUGAUUCGACUAUUACGAACGGUGGCUCAACACCUGCAGAACCUGGGCCGUCAUCGAGGCAAGAUCGUCCCGACCAAGUACCAACGCCGAGGGAUCCAGCUGCAAGCUCUCGUGCACAUACACCUGCGCCUCCGAUCAUAGAGCCAGAGUCGCUGGCUAUCGAUACCGUCCGUGUGCAGUCCGACGAGGCAGGCAGCAAGGGUUCGCCAGGAACACUCCUGUCCACUCUUCCCCCGAUUCCUUCGUUCGAUGAUGAGGAGGACGAUCUCGAGCCCGAGGCCUUUGAUGACGGCCUUCGCGCGUUUGUGGUGUCUCGUCUCCUGAACGACGACCAGACACGGGCGGACCGCGUCGAGUCCGUGCUGGCUGCCAAUCUGGCCAUCCCGCGCCCCCAAGUGGCCUAUCGCGUACCAACAUCCCCGAAGACCUUGGUAAAGGAAAUAUCCGACCCGAUCUCCCAGCGGCCAGACGACGAUGGUAUCGGGAGCACUCUGGAGAACCUCAUGGAGAACCUGCACACGAUGCUGACGGUAAAGCAGCAGCGGCUGCGCGAGGAGUACCUCGCGCUGAACGAGCGGUGGAAGCGGCAUUGUGCGAAGCUUGACGCGCAAGCGCGCGAGAUGGCCGAGCCGGAGAUCACGCACGGGCGGUCGACGAGGCGGAACGCCGCGCUCGGCGACACGAUCCGCUCCGACCUCGAGAUGGAGCAGAUCAUCGCGAGCCUGAGCGUCGACGAGGCAACGAACCCGGACAUCGUCUCCCAGCGGAACCAGGCGACGAUCCCGGACAUGAUCUCCGUCACGCAGGGGCACGUGCCCUACUCGUACAACGACAACAACCUGCGCGUGUACGAUCCAGAAGAGUACUACGCGCCCGAGACGGGCAUCCACGACUGGUCGCCCGCGGAGCGCGACAUCAUGCUGCGCCAGUACGCGCAGACGCCGAAGCAGUUUGGCUACAUCGCGGACAAGCUGGAGAACAAGACGGCGGAGCAGUGUGUGGACUUUUACUACCUGCACAAGAAGCAGCUGCUCGACUUUCGGAAGGCGGUCACCACGUACGGGCCCAAGAAGCGCGGGGGGAGGAGGUUGGGGAAGCGGAAGGGGAACGCGCUGCUGGCGGAUAUCGCGCAGCACGACGCGGAGGUGCGGGAGGAGGUCAAGGGCCCGAUAGCGACGCGGCGGACGAGGAGGGCGCAAGUGAUUGCGACGGAGGCGAGGCGGACGUCGGCGAGGAGGGCGGCGUCGCAUGCGGAGACGGGGGCGUCGGCGACGGCGACGCCGGAGCCGGAAAGUACGGGUCGGGCGACUAGACGGCGGAAAGUCCCUGCGCCAAAGGGUCCUGCGAGCGCGGUUAGAUCUGCGCAGCCUAGUCGACAGGCAUCGCCUGAAGCAAGUAAAGCGGCGACGCCGGUGCCAUCGAACCAGGCAACUCCUCAGCCUGAAGCGGGGCCUGACAAGGCUGGGUCUACUGAGCCAGAUGCAGCGCCUCCGCCAUCCGUCUCUGUCGUCGCGCAGUCUCUGUUGCUGCCCAUGAUUCCUGCACCGAAGCCAACGCCGCCGCCGCCGCCGUCGUCAUCUAACAAGACCAUCGAGGAGGUUGAUGAUGGGAGUGCAUCGAAUCGCCCACCAAAACGCUUGAAGCGGCCCGGAAAAAAGUACAAGAAGUCAGCGGAGAUCAUCGACGACGAUAUGGAGGAGGCCGCGGGAUCGAAGCCUCUUUCGUUGCCUUCAAUUUCGUCUCCUACAGCGCCUUCAGCUGCAGCAACUGCACCCACUGCGAAUCCGGCUGGGUGGACGGAUGCGGAUACCGCAACCCUCCUCGUGUUACUGCAAGAGCACGGGAUGAACUUUGACCGCAUCGCUGCUGCCAUGCCGGGGAAGACCGUCGCCGACGUGAGCACCGUCUGCCAGAACAACAUGGUGCUCAGCAGCAUCGCGCAAAGCAUGGGGUCGAAACCGAGUGACGCGAACACCAAUGCAAAGACCGACUCUGACGCAUCCAAAACCACCACCGCUACGACCAAAACCCCAGCACCGACAACGGUUAUGCCACCGCCACCAUAUGGGAUGUACGGGGGCAUGCCCAUGCAACCCAACACCAUGCAAAUGCACCCCGGUACCAUCCCCAUGCCCCACAUUCCGCCGUACAUGCAGUCCCCGAUGUACCCUCCUCCGCCAAUGCACUACGCGCGGUAUCCGGAGUACUACCCGAGGGAUUACUGGCCGCCGCCGUUCCCUGGUUAUCCGGGGUAUCCGCCGCCCAUGGCAUCUCACUCGCAGACGCCCGCGCAGGCGCAGACGCCGGCACCGGGAGCAUCGACGCCGGCGGGUUCGUCACAGGCGGCUGGAUCCUCGCAGGCAGCUGGGUCUGCGACGCCAACCAAACCCUCUCAGCCAAACGGCGCCUUUGACAAACAGUCUGCAUCCUCGGAAACGCCGCCAGCCAAGUGA
Schizophyllum commune H4-8 is the source of this 2919-nucleotide messenger RNA. RefSeq lists its product as uncharacterized. Lineage: Eukaryota; Fungi; Basidiomycota; Agaricomycetes; Agaricales; Schizophyllaceae. The transcript has 5 exons. Gene Ontology annotation, biological process: regulation of transcription by RNA polymerase II. The record is from RefSeq and is a predicted model, not a curated record. Bases 1 to 2919 code for a protein of 972 amino acids. Gene Ontology annotation, cellular component: Set3 complex.